AUGAAGGACAUGGAUGGCCCUCGAUCAAGUGGCCUCCGGAAGAAGAGGAAGUCGAGGUCGGAGAGGGAUCGGGAGAGGAGAUCAAACGGGAUAAGGAACAACCAUGUUAAAGGCUCAGUGUUUCGCCUCUCCUCUGACUCAGAGCGAGAGGGUGAAAGAGAGCCCUCCUCAUCCCGCCCUCGACCCCCACGAAGAAAGCGAAAGGAUUCUACUUCAGCUGAAGAGGACAUCAUCGAUGGCUUCUCCAUCACAGGCUUCGUAACUCUGGAGGCUCUUGAGCUUUUACAAGAUGGCACUAGAAAGCUGUUGAAUUCUGAGGAGGUCAGACCCCUCGAGCUGCUCCUCAGGGCCACCAUCAUCAUCAUCAUCUUGACACGCUCUCAGGGACUCAAGCUUCUGCUCAACACAGCAGACUCCUUCAAGGCGGAAAAGGUGAACACAAUGCAGACUGUGAAGCUGGUGUUAGGUUAUAUGCGACGAGCCAGAAUUGAGAGGCAGGUGGAGGGAGAGAGGCAGACAGAGGUGAACAGACAAGUGGAUAUAGGAAGGAAAGCAGAGGCUGACUGA
Menidia menidia (Atlantic silverside) is the source of this 567-nucleotide messenger RNA. The record is from the annotation of a GenBank genome assembly. NCBI's taxonomy places the organism in Eukaryota, Metazoa, Chordata, Actinopteri, Atheriniformes, Atherinopsidae.